AUGUCCUCCCAAUUCGCUCUGGGCCACAUACCGGCUCUCUUUGUAGCCACCGCCACUACUUUUGGGGGCCUCAUGCCAUUUUUCAACGCUGAACACGCCAUUUUGGAAUUUGGCCUACCGCAACGUAUCGCCAGCUCAAAACCUGCUCAGUCUGUGAUGAUCCUGAGCUCGGCACGUAUCUCAACACUCGGGUUAACUUUGUUCGUCUUCUACUUCCAGGAGAAAUUGGCGGCCGUUGAUACCAUUAUGCUGCUUCUGGGCUACGUUGGUUUGGUCGAUGGUUAUGUGUGUUGGCUUGAAGGUGUGCCGAAAAAGGCAAUGUUUCGCCUUGCUUCUGGGCUACUCAUUGCAGGAUGCGGUUGGUUUGGUUUGACAGAGGGGGCGUAG
Hymenoscyphus albidus is the source of this 387-nucleotide messenger RNA. Lineage: Eukaryota; Fungi; Ascomycota; Leotiomycetes; Helotiales; Helotiaceae. The record is from the annotation of a GenBank genome assembly.